UCUCUCUUCAUGUCAAUAAAAAAAAAAUAUUUAUAUUCUCUCUCGUCUCUCUUAAAAAAAAGAGUUUACAAAACACAUUAUUUGUUUCUUUUUUUCCAUUGUUAAAUUGUUUUUUGUGCAGAGUGUUAAUUAUCCAAAGUGCAACAUUUAUUUUACACAUUAAAUCAAUUACAAUUAUAAACAAUUAAUUAUUGUGUAUGUUUACGAAUAUCUACGAUAACUUGGCAACAAUACAAUUGCAUUUUAAGAGUAUACGUGUCAUCUCCAACAUAUGUGUGCAUAUAUCCUAUUUACACAUUGACAAAAACACAUAAAUUAUUAGAACAAUAAAUAACAACAAUAACCAUUGUUUAUACCAAGUAAACCGAUUCACCAAAAUAACAUAAUUUAGUGAUGUUUUUGUUUACUCAUUUAUCUGUUUUCUGUGCAAACAAUAUGUACGCCUAAAAAAUGUCAUCAAAAUUUAAUAUUUUAAAAGUUUGAAAUAAUUAAAAAUCAUGAAAAUAUAAUCAUUAUUAUAAUGCUACAUACAAAUAUGUUUGCAAAAAAAUAUAACAAAAAUUACAUUACCAUUUUGAGUAAUUAAUUAUGACAAAAAUAUAUUGAAAUAAUGACGAAAAGAAAAAAAAGUAAAUAAAAUACAUUACUGUUUUUAAUUUACAAACUUUUUAUUUUUUUUCUUUUAAAUUAUAAAUAAAUAUAUUUUCUAAAUUAAUAAUGAUGUUAAAAUUAUUAAUUAUGACGUUAAAGUCAAAUAAAAAUAUAGAAAAUCAUUAUAAUGAUUUAUUUUAUUGGAAAAAAACAAAAUUGAUUGAAAAAAAAUGUUGAUGGAUAAAUAAUACAAGAGAAAAAUAGAGGAUAAUUUGUUAAUUUGAUAGUAAAAAAAAAAAAUUAAAUAAUUGAAUGAUAAAAAUAAAUUAUAUUAAUGAAUAAAAAAUAUAUUGUUGAUGAUACUGAAAGUCCGCAAAAGGAGGCAACCUCUCAUAUGAGAAGUUUCAUUAAUGUCAUUACGGAUUUUAAUGAACAAUGAACCAUUCGGGUAGCGGUAAACGUCAGGCGAAGGUUUUGGAAGAUAAUUAUUGGGAUUGCAGUGUCUGCACGUAUAGAAAUACAGCAGAAGCAUUCAAGUGUCUAAUGUGUGACGUCCGCAAAGGUACCUCAACGCGGAAACCCCGCAUGAAUCCGCAGCUAGUAGCACAACAGGCUGCUCAACAGCAAUAUGUACCACAUUUAAAACCAGGUAAAAAAGAAACUGGUAGUGGUAGCAGUACAACAAGCUCUGGAAAUAAUAAUAUUGGACGUGAUAAAGAAAGAAAAGUGGAUAAACCAAGACGUAAAAAUCGUCAUCCACCAAGACUUAAAAAUAUUGAUCGUAGUACUGCUGAAACAAAUGAAGUUACUGUCAAUAAUGUCACUGUUAUCAUUACUGAAUAUAAACCUAAAAUUAAAAAGAAUUCUGAUCAAUCUGGUUUAUCAAGUAGUGCAUCAUCAGAAAAUGGCAGUCAACAUGAUUCAAAUCAAGAUUCUCGUAGUCUUGAUUUAAGUGCUGAUGUUUGAAUUAAUC
Molecule: messenger RNA, 1564 nt
Organism: Aphidius gifuensis
Lineage: Eukaryota; Metazoa; Arthropoda; Insecta; Hymenoptera; Braconidae
Gene: RYBP
Product: YY1-associated factor 2
Exons: 2
Coding region: 1027-1557 (176 amino acids)
Biological process (GO): positive regulation of DNA-templated transcription
Cellular component (GO): nucleus
Molecular function (GO): DNA binding; transcription coregulator activity
Source: RefSeq, a predicted model, not a curated record